AUGGGCAGAUACAAGCACAGCUUCACGCAGAGGCGCUGCUGGGCCGUGGUCGGAGCGUGCUGGCUGCUCGCCUUCGCGUUCAGUUUCACGCCCAUGUUCGGCUGGUACAACCACCAGACCCUGGCCAACAUGGUGGUGGAGAACUUCACCACCAUCGUCUGCACGUUCGUGUCCGUCAUCCCCAUGACUUACCUGGUCUACUUCCAGUUCUUCGGGUGCACGCUGCUCCCCCUGCUGGUGAUGUGUGCCCUCUACGUCCAUGUCUUCCGCUCCAUCUCCAAGCGGCUGCAGAGGAGCCAGGCCCCGGGUGCCGAACCCCACGCGUACUACGCCAAAGAGCGGAAGCUGGCCAAGUGCCUGCUGCUGGUGCUGGUCCUCUUCGCUGUCGGCUGGUUGCCGCUGAGCGUCAUGAACUGCGUGACGAUCUUUGGCGGCGACGUCCCUCUGGUCGCCAUCUACAUCGGGAUCCUCCUCACGCACGCCAACUCUGCCGUCAAUCCGGUCGUGUACGCCUUCAAGGUGCCGAAGAUCCGCAGUGCGUACCUGCGGGCCUGGAGGAAGUGCGCCCUCUGCUGGCAGCAUGGGGUAUCACAGCGCACCGAGAGCAAGGACAUCAGCACCAAAAGCAAAUCCAUUGAAGAUUAGACCAAGGAACAGGAUUAUUCUGAUAGUAAUCUACACACAGCCAUACUGUGUGCUCAUAUUACCAUCAAUAAGCCAUUCUGCUUACUGUUAAUUAACAGCACCAUUUUAAAACACUGGCUGGGAUUUAAUCAACAUUUGUCCUUAACCUUGACUAACAAAAUCAAGAGUUACCAAGAAUUUAUUUUUCUUCAAGCACACUGUCGAGUUUGGGAAUCUCUGAAACUGAAUUGACAAAAUGAAUUUGCAAAAAAAAAACUUCCAACAUUAGCAAUUCCUUGUGAGUCAAAGUUAAAUUGUUGAUUGAAUCAAUUUAAUUGAUGAGCAAAUGUGUGUGUUUAUUUUUUUGAGGAAUAUUAGUUCUAGCUUGUGCUAAAAGGCUAAUUAUACAAUUCUACAUGAGAUGUGAGUGAAAUUAAAAUGCCUGUAUCAGUUCAAUUCCCUUUCUACCAUAUUAGCAUUAUAGCACAAUCUAACACAUUGGUAUCCCUUUCUAACAUACUGCCGUGUUUCCUGUCAUCAGAUAUUCCAGUUUUAUAGAGAAAACAAACCACUACUGAAGAGUUAAAGAAGUUCUCAAUGAAGUAACAGUUUAGUGUCUGAGUGUUUCUACAAUAGCUAUGUUAGAAUAAAGUGUGUAAGGAAAUUGUCAGAUCUCGUUUUAAUGUUUUUUUGUUAGCCUGGUGUCUUGUCUUUUCCUUUCACAAUCUUUGUUUUCCCUUGCAGCGUAGGCAGGUCUCGUUGCCAGCUGAUUUCCUUCACCUGCCUCCUCAGCAUUCUGCAUGCUUCUGCCCCCAUUUACUCCAGCAUAUAUUCUCGGUUUCGCCCACCACUCUCCGCCAGAUCGUUGCCUCAGUUCGCUUGAAGCUUCUAGUCGGCUCUUGUUUAAAGUUAUUCGCGUUCCCGUCUCGCACUCUGGUUUUUCCCCACUUACCUGCUUUUUCCUUCACCGUUUGUCGUUGCUCGUUUUUAUGUUCUG
This is a messenger RNA of Anguilla rostrata (American eel), 1621 nucleotides long. RefSeq names its product adenosine receptor A3-like. Gene Ontology annotation, biological process: G protein-coupled adenosine receptor signaling pathway. Bases 1 to 645 code for a protein of 214 amino acids. Gene Ontology annotation, molecular function: G protein-coupled adenosine receptor activity. The transcript has 2 exons. The record is from RefSeq and is a predicted model, not a curated record. NCBI's taxonomy places the organism in Eukaryota, Metazoa, Chordata, Actinopteri, Anguilliformes, Anguillidae. Gene Ontology annotation, cellular component: synapse; plasma membrane; dendrite.